AUGCCCGCGGCGUGGAAAGACGCGAUUCCCCGCCCGUGGAGCACCGAGGCCGAGGUCGAGUUCUCCGACGAUGACUUCCUUGGCGGCGCUGGGCCAGCCGAUCCAACUGCCCCUGCGGGACCCGACCUGUCGCGGCCGAAGAACGAGCGGCCCCCCACCCAGUCCAAGGGGAAGAACCACACGUAUCUCCCCAACGGACAUUUGGUGCCGAACCCCGCGGCUCAGCACCCGAUCUACGACCUCAUCGAUCGGAGCGAACGCGAGUGGCAGCGAAAGCUCGACGGGCAAUCCACUACCUUGCGGGAAGCAGUCGACGAGUACCGUCGACGAUACCACCGCGCUCCGCCCAAGGGCUUUGACAAGUGGUGGCACUGGGCGCAGAAGGCGGGGAUACCGCUCCCGGACGAAUACGACCAGAUUCAUCAUGACCUCGAGCCAUACUGGGCUAUCAGGCCAGCCGACUUCCGUGCCAACGCCGAGGCUGCGUCCAAAAUGGACGGCAUGUACACCAUCACAUGUGCAGGCAAGGCCGGAGGCGGCACCGAGUGUACCGAGAAGGUCCAGGGCGAGGGACUGGAGCCUGAGGUACACCUCGUUUUGACGCAGCGGUCGGUGGCGCAGCUGGAACUAAUCAAGCCGCUCGAGGAGCUACUGUACGACACCAAGGCUGUCUUCUACAUGCAUGACGGGCCUUGGCAGUUUGUGGGACACGACUACUCGGGCGAGUAUAUCUCGAAAGAGGCGCUAGCGGACCUCGACACGGUUCACCUGGGAUGGGGCUCGGGGUGUGCGCCACACAAGCCUCUGCGCCAGUCAUGGGACCCGAGCUCGCUCGUCGACGUCGAGGCGCUGUGGCAGACGGCUCCGCACUCGUUCGUCUACGAUCACAAAGCGACGAUGGAUGUAUGCACGAACCCGAACCUCGUGCAGCUCAUGGGCGUCCUCAACUCACACGGAAAGGGUCCGGGCUCCUCCCACAUCAUGUACCCGACCAUGGCCAUGAGCAAGACGACGCUGCACUCGGACAUCCUCGCGGUCUCGGCCGAGGCAUGGACCGAGGACGUGGGCGACGACCCGGAGUGGGACGACAAGAAGCAAAACCUCCUCCUGUGGCGCGGCAAGACAACGGGCAUUCUCUACACGGACAGAUUCCACUGGAACGUGACGCAGCGCGUCAACCUCGUCUCGCAUGCAGCCCGGCGCGAGGGCACGCUCCCCGUCCUCCCCGUCUCACCGCCCAGCUCCCCCGUCGGUGCCCCCGAGAUGCGCGAGUAUGCCUCGCUGAACAAGCAGCUGCUGGACGCGGCGUUUGUUGACGAGCCGAUUCAGUGCGAGGGGGACGUCUGCAACGAGCUGCGCGAGCAGUACCACUUCGCGGAUCGCAAGGACUGGACGGCGGCGAACGACUACAAGUUCCUGCUGGACGUCGACGGGAACGGGUGGAGCGCGCGCUUCAAGCGCCUCAUGUCCACCAACUCGGCCGUGCUGAAGAGCACCAUCUUCCCGGAGUGGUACACGGACCGUAUCCAGCCGUGGAAACACUACAUCCCGAUCAAGGCGGACCUGACGGACCUGUACGACGUCAUGUCCUUCUUCCAAGAGCAUGACGACCUCGGCAAGCGUGUGGCCAACCAGGGCAAGGAGUGGAGCAAGACGUUCUGGAGACAGGAGGACAUGAUGUCGUACCAGUUCCGCCUCUUCCUCGAACUCGCACGCCUUGAAUCAGAUGACCGUGACGCCGCGUCGUACCACGGGCGGGGCGACGAGGACGAGCCUGCGCAUGUCGACGAAUUGCCGAGCGCAGACGAGGGUGCCCCGGGCGCUGAGGACGGGGCGAAGGCAGCGGAGGAGACUGGGCCGUCGGAGAAGGUGCAGCCGUCCGCAGAUGAGGAGACGCCUGGCGAGCCGAAGGACGCGGCGCCCGCGCCGGCACCCGCUGCACCGCCGGCAGAGGCGGACAAGCCAGCGAACAAGCCGGCAGACAAGCCGGAAGACAAGCCGGAAGACGCCGAAAAGCCAGAAAAGCCCGAGGAGCUGACCGCGUCCGACUGA
Messenger RNA from Cutaneotrichosporon oleaginosum, 2052 nucleotides. RefSeq lists its product as uncharacterized. The record is from RefSeq and is a predicted model, not a curated record. NCBI's taxonomy places the organism in Eukaryota, Fungi, Basidiomycota, Tremellomycetes, Trichosporonales, Trichosporonaceae.